AUGGCUUUUGUAUAUUUUCUGUUGGUUUUCUCAUAUUUCUUUCAUAGUCUAUCUUUAUUUCUAUUUGUUUUUCUUCCUGCUUCCUUUUUUUUUUAUCUUUCCUCUUUUAACUAUUUCUUUCUUGUUUCUUUUAUUUUGCUUCCACGUCACAUUUUUUUUCCUUCUUUUCUUUUUUUCCUUCUUAAAGAAGCGAGGGCGAUCCACGAUAUCUAUCUAUCUAUCUAUCUAUCUAUCUAUCUAUCUAUCUAUCUAUCUAUCUACAUGAUUCUUUCUUUCUUUCUUUCUUUCUUUCUUUCUUUCUUUCUUUCUUUCUUUAUAUUAUUUUUCAUUCUUUCUUUCUUGCUUUCUUUUCCCCCAUAUCUUAUUAUCAAUUUAUUUUUCUUUAUUUAUUUUUUCUUUCCUUUCUGUAUAUCUUUAUAUUAUCAACUGAUUCUUUCCUUCUUCCUUUCUUUCUUUCUUUUUCAAUAUAGCUGUAUCUUUAUAUUAUCAAUUGAUUCUUUCUUUCUUUCUUUCUUUCUUUCUUUCUUUCUUCUUUUUUACUAUAUCUCUGUAUUGACCUUUCUUUCUUUCUCAGUACACUUUUAUAUUAUCCUGUUAUUUUUCUUUCAUUAUUUCUUCUUUUUUUCUCUUUUUCUUUCUUUGUUAUUCAUUCUUUCUCUUUCUUACCAUCUUUCUGUAGUCUUUGAUUUUUCUUUCUUUCAUUCAUUUGUCUCUUUUUUUAAUUCUUUCCUAAAUUUCCUUCUUUUCUUGAAUCGUUUAAUUAAUCUCCUUUCCUAUCUUCAUUCUUUUUCUCCUUUCCUUCUUUCAUUCUUUUUCUUCUUUCCUUCUUCCAUUCGUUUUCUCAUUUCCCUUCUUCAUACUUUUUCUUCUUUCUUUCUUUCAUUCUUUUUCUGCUUUCCCUUCUUCAUUCUUUUUCUCUUUCCCUUCUUUUAUUCAUUUUCUCCUUUCAUUCUUUCAUUCUUUUUCUUCUUUCUUUCCUUCAUUCUUUUUCUCCUCUUUUUCUUCAUUCUUUUCUCCUUUCCUUCCCUCAUUCAUUUUCUCCUUUAA
Acanthosepion pharaonis is the source of this 1047-nucleotide messenger RNA. NCBI's taxonomy places the organism in Eukaryota, Metazoa, Mollusca, Cephalopoda, Sepiida, Sepiidae. The record is from the annotation of a GenBank genome assembly.